CAUUGGGCAUGCUCAAUGCGGGCGACAGACCGACAGUUUUCCUCAGUCACUCAGGGGUUGCUAAACUGCGAAGACUUUCGCACAACAUAAUUCACAGCUUAAGUCAUACCAGUGUACUACCAUCUGCCGGCAGCCAGAAGCAAAGAUGACCUAAACACGAUAGCUCUUCUGACAGGAAACUUGCCUGCGGGCACCCAACCCGUCAUCCUGCCUGGUUGUAUGCUAUUUUAAGCUUGAAAGCGUCAAAUGCUGCACGAGCUCAUAGAGCUCCGCGGCGGAGGUAAGUAUGGCACCGGCCACAAGAGCCUUUUUGCCAAGGAGGACAUGCCGGCCGGGACUUCCGUGUGGUGGUAUGGGGAAGAUGACGUGCCGCUGUUCUGCUUCAGCCGAAAGCAGAUCCAGGCCCACCCGCAGCGCGACACGCUGUGCCGCUUCUCCUACAUGCUGGGACACGACCUGUACGGCGUCACCCCACAACCCGCGGAGGACCCCGCCUGGCACUUCAACCACAGCUGCGACGGCAACUGCUGGUACGACGGCGACGACCGGGUGGUGACCAAGCGGCGCGUGGCGGCGGGCGAAGAGCUCACCUACGACUACGGGCUGACGGAGACAGAGGCCAGCAUGCACGCGGGCAUGGCGUGCCUGUGCGGCAGCGCGCAUUGCCGCGGUGUGCUGGGCUUCUCGGAAUACCGGGACCCGGACUGGGUGGCGGCCAACGCGGGCCACACCAGCUCCUACAUCGCCGCCAAGUGCCGCGAGGUGGGCUGGCACCAUCCAGGCGUGGCACCUGGGCGCAAGCUGCCGCCGAGCGCAGGUGACGGAAAGGAGCCGCCGGCGACGCCUGAGGCAUAUGAGGCCGCGAAGGCCGCGGUGGACAGCGGGGUGGUGGCGCUGGGGCUGUUUGCGCUGCGGCCGCUGUUGAGGGGCGAGGUGCUGCUGUACUUCGGAGGCAAGGUGCUGGGGCGCCACGAGGUCCUCAAGGUGCAGCGGCGGCUGCCCACCAUGCACUUCAUCCAGGUGGCGCCUGCGCUGUGGAUGGUGCCCAUUCCUGGCGCCGGCAGUGAGAGCCCAGACUACAUCAACCACUCGUGUGACCCCUGCUGCGGCAUGCUGGAUUCGGUGACUGUGGUGGCGAUGCGGGACAUCAGCGAAGGCGAGGAGCUUUGCAUUGACUACGGGACAGUCAUGGAUGAGUCCAUUGAGGACACCGGCCUCGAGACGUUCGACUGCACCUGCAGCGCCGCCAACUGCCGCCGCCGAGUCACGCCGCGUGAUUACCUGCUUCCGUCCGUACGGGAGAAGUGUGAGGACUUCUUCCCGCCAUACAUGAGGGCAAAGUUGGUUGAGAGUGUGGGAGGCUCGAGGGUAGUACCGCCGGCAUGAAAGGCCGGCAGGGUGGCUGUCAGCUGGUUGAAUUGGUUCGGUUGUCCUGCGGAAGUCCGAAAUGACCUGUGUUUGGAGACGUUGAGUUGAAUGCUGAGUUUGUAACAGUUCCACCUACCGGAUGUCCAGCACUGUUACGAAGGAGCUUUCGUUUAAGAAGCAUGAGAGAGGUGCGGUGCAGGGCAAAGUCUCAGGAAGGGUGUGUCACAUCGACCAACGGAGUAACGCUGAGUCGCUGACGCAGUUUCGGGCCGUUAGGCCGCACGCACACGAAGAGAUACCGUAUAGGGCAGGUUCCCCUGCCCCCUUGGUGUAUUAGGAUUUAGGGCCAUCCGAGAUAAUAAGGUGCGUGACCAACCUUGCAAACUCGAGAUGCUAAGAUGCACCCCUAGCCCGAGGUCUAUCUAGUUGUCAGACCCCAAAGCAUAGAGGUGAGGCGUGUCUGGGCGUGCCAGCCGUGCACUUCAUACCAUGUAGCGGGCUGGCUUGAAUGCUUGAUUCAUCCUUAAGGCAUGCAUGACUAUUCAUGCAUGAUUCAUUUACAACACGUACAAUGCGCAUGGAUGAC
Molecule: messenger RNA, 1954 nt
Organism: Chlamydomonas reinhardtii
Lineage: Eukaryota; Viridiplantae; Chlorophyta; Chlorophyceae; Chlamydomonadales; Chlamydomonadaceae
Exons: 10
Coding region: 247-1386 (379 amino acids)
Biological process (GO): regulation of DNA-templated transcription
Cellular component (GO): chromatin; nucleus
Molecular function (GO): histone H3K36 methyltransferase activity; protein binding
Source: RefSeq, a predicted model, not a curated record